AUGACGGAACAGAAAAAGGCGAGUAUUCAAAUCCAUGAGCACACCGUGGAUCGUUCAUUGGAAAACCCGACACCACCGAGAAUUUCCGCUGCCAGAAGUCCUAAUCGAGCGGCGACAGGAGUUGUAAACCGAUCGCAACAUGAGCACACCGUGGAUCGUUCAUUGGAAAACCCGACACCACCGAGAAUUUCCGCUGCCAGAAGUCCUAAUCGAGCGGCGACAGGAGUUGUAAACCGAUCGCAACAUGAGCACACCGUGGAUCGUUCAUUGGAAAACCCGACACCACCGAGAAUUUCCGCUGCCAGAAGUCCUAAUCGAGCGGCGACAGGAGUUGUAAACCGAUCGCAACAUGAGCACACCGUGGAUCGUUCAUUGGAAAACCCGACACCACCGAGAAUUUCCGCUGCCAGAAGUCCUAAUCGAGCGGCGACAGGAGUUGUAAACCGAUCGCAACAUGAGCACACCGUGGAUCGUUCAUUGGAAAACCCGACACCACCGAGAAUUUCCGCUGCCAGAAGUCCUAAUCGAGCGGCGACAGGAGUUGUAAACCGAUCGCAACAUGAGCACACCGUGGAUCGUUCAUUGGAAAACCCGACACCACCGAGAAUUUCCGCUGCCAGAAGUCCUAAUCGAGCGGCGACAGGAGUUGUAAACCGAUCGCAACAUGAGCACACCGUGGAUCGUUCAUUGGAAAACCCGACACCACCGAGAAUUUCCGCUGCCAUAAGUCCUAAUCGAGCGGCGACAGGAGUUGUAAACCGAUCGCAACAUGAGCACACCGUGGAUCGUUCAUUGGAAAACCCGACACCACCGAGAAUUUCCGCUGCCAUAAGUCCUAAUCGAGCGGCGACAGGAGUUGUAAAUCGAUCGCAAAUGUAA
Molecule: messenger RNA, 879 nt
Organism: Aedes albopictus (Asian tiger mosquito)
Lineage: Eukaryota; Metazoa; Arthropoda; Insecta; Diptera; Culicidae
Exons: 10
Coding region: 1-879 (292 amino acids)
Source: RefSeq, a predicted model, not a curated record